This is a messenger RNA of Phyllostomus discolor (pale spear-nosed bat), 4238 nucleotides long. It is a transcript of the gene CEP76, whose product is annotated as centrosomal protein 76. The coding region runs from base 305 to 2227 and encodes 640 amino acids. The record is from RefSeq and is a predicted model, not a curated record. Lineage: Eukaryota; Metazoa; Chordata; Mammalia; Chiroptera; Phyllostomidae. The transcript has 12 exons.
CCGAGGCCUCGUCCGUCAUUUCAAAAGAACAGUUGGGCGCCGCGGCUGCCGCGGUCACGGUUCCCGCUGGGUUCCAUCCCUGACGCGGCCCCGCGUCCCUGGGGAGCUGAGCUAGGCUAGCGGUCGCGCCGGCUUUAUGCUCAGCAGCGACUAACGCUCCCGGGCGGGCCGGCCGCGCGGUUGGGGCAUCUGAAGCGGAGAGAAUAGGCGGUGAGGCGCCGGCCCCAGUAUGUCGUUGCCUCCAGAGAAAGCCUCCGAGCUGAAGCAGCUCAUCCACCAGCAGCUGAGCAAGUUUUCUACAUAGAUGGACGUCCAUGGCAGAAUAAGAGAAAUUCUUGCGGAGACAAUACGGGAAGAAUUAGCUCCUGAUCAACAACAAUUAUCAUCAGAAGAUUUGAUCAAAGCUCUUAGACGUCGGGGAAUCAUUGAUGAUGUGAUGAAAGAACUUAAUUUUGUUACUGACAAUGUUGAUCAAGAACUCCCUCCCUCUCCAAAACAAUCAGUUUGUUUUACUGAUAGACAAUCAACGUUGUUAAAAAAAACUAAUAUUGAUCCAACACGGAGGUAUCUUUACCUUCAGGUUUUGGGUGGAAAAGCUUUCUUGGAACAUCUGCAAGAACCUGAGCCUUUACCAGGACAAGUUUGUUCAACCUUUACUUUAUGUUUGCAUUUUCGAAACCAACGUUUUCGUUCUAAACCUGUUCCAUGUGCCUGUGAACCAGAUUUUCAUGAUGGCUUUUUACUUGAAGUACACAGAGAAAGCUUAGGUGAUGGGACUAGAAUGGCUGAUUCUACAACAAUGUUAUCAAUAAGUGAUCCAAUUCAUAUGGUGCUAAUCAAAACAGAUAUAUUUGGUGAGACUACUUUAGUAGCAUCCUAUUUUCUUGAAUGGCGAUCAGUUUUGGGCUCAGAAAAUGGAGUGACUAAUCUUACUGUGGAACUUAUGGGUGUAGGCACAGAAUCAAAAGUUUCUGUGGGAAUUUUAAAUAUAAAGCUUGAGAUGUAUCCACCACUCAAUCAAACAUUAUCUCAAGAAGUAGUGAACACACAGCUUGCUUUGGAACGUCAGAAAACUGCAGAGAAAGAGCGAUUAUUUCUUGUGUAUGCUAAGCAGUGGUGGAGAGAAUAUUUGCAAAUUCGACCCUCACACAACUCACGGCUGGUUAAGAUUUUUGCUCAGGAUGAAAAUGGGAUAAAUAGACCAGUUUGUUCCUAUGUUAAACCACUUAGAGCUGGGCGGCUUCUGGAUACCCCAAGGCAAGCAGCAAGAUUUGUAAAUGUCCUUGGUUAUGAAAGAGCCCCUGUUAUCGGAGGAGGAGGUAAACAGGAACAGUGGUGCACUCUGCUGGCCUUUCUCUGUAGAAAUAAGGGUGACUGUGAAGAUCAUGCUAACCUUCUGUGCAGCCUUCUUCUUGGAUAUGGAUUAGAAGCCUUUGUCUGUGUUGGGACUAAAGCAAAAGGAGUACCUCAUGCUUGGGUUAUGACUUGCGGAACUGAUGGAACUAUCACCUUUUGGGAGAGCCUAACAGGACACAGGUACAUCCACAAGUCUACCAAUCCUGAUGAACCUCCAGUUGCUGAACAGCCCAAACCACUGUAUCCAUAUCGAACAGUUGGUUGUGUUUUCAAUCAUCAGAUGUUUCUGGGAAAUUGUCAGUCCUCUGACUCAGUAGAAAUCUGUGUAUUUGAUUUGAAUGAUGAAUCUAAAUGGAAACCCAUGAGUGAAGAAGCAAUUAAAUCUGUGUGUGCUCCAGGAGCUACAACAUCCCUUCCUCCCUUUCCACCUCUUUGUGCAUCCACAAUUGAUGCUUCUGUAACAAGUAAUGAAAUAGAAAUGCAGCUAAGGUUACUAGUGUCAGAGCACAGGAAGGAUCUUGGCCUCACUACUGUUUGGGAAGACCAGCUUUCUUAUCUCUUAUCACCAGCUUUGGCUUCUUAUGAAUUUGAGCGUACAACAAGUAUAUCUGCAGGCAAUGAAGAAUUUCAAGAUGCCAUAAGGAGGGCUGUACCUGAUGGUCACACAUUUAAAGGGUUCCCAAUACAUUUUGUGUAUAGAAAUGCAAGGCGUGCGUUUGCCACAUGUCUUCGGUCUCCUUUCUGUGAAGAAAUAAUAUGUUGCCGUGGAGACCAAGUGCGACUGGCUGUUCGUGUCCGAGUGUUUACUUAUCCUGAAUCUGCCUGUGCUGUUUGGAUCAUGUUUGCUUGUAAAUAUCGCUCAGUAUUAUAGGACUAACAUUUCUAUAAGGAUACCUGUGUUUUAUUGGGAUUUUAUAAAUAGUAUAUGUUUAGGAGUUAUUUUAAAAAUCACAGUCUGGCUUGAGUGUCAUAUUUCAGUUUUGUUUAUACCUGUAAUGUUUGAAGAGGAAAUGAUGUAUGUAUUUAAAAAUUAAGGAUGAAACACUUGCAUAAAAUUGAGUGGAAUUUAGUAUGGAUUAAGUGUAUAUUCUAUUUUAAUAAAUACUAUUUUUUCACAGGUAUUCAGUAGUUUAAAUGAUGAAUGUAAAAUUUACUUAGUUUUCUUUACAUUAAUACAUAAUCAAAAUGAUAUUUGUCUGAGGGUUUGAGCCAUAGUAAAAUCAAUGUGAGCAUUAUUUUUCUUAGAUUAAUGGGAUUAUUUAUAUAAAUUGGGAGAAAUUAACCUCACAACAGAUUUUCAUCAUGGUCAUAGGAAUAUUUGUGAUUUUCAGAGAUUUAUGGGAAAAUUUUGAUGCAAGAUUAGGAAAAAACUAGUACUGGAAAAGUACAAGUACUAAUAACAAUACAAAUCUCACAUGAAUGAAAGUACAUGAGUAAUUUAUAAGUAUUUGUUAAUUUUAUUCAUUAUAAAAGUUAUUAGGUAUUUUAGGAAAAUUUAUUAUACCCUUUUGUUGUGCUGACAAAUUGUUACCUAUAAUUAAUAUUUAGCAUUCUGUUGCUGAUUUUCUGUGGUCAAAGAGUUCAUUACUAACUAACCUUGUCAUGGAUUCCAUGUUCUGAAAACAUUUUUUUCUUUCUGUUUUUAUUUCAUCAUGAUAAAAACAGCAGUAUAGACAUGACUAAUAUAAAUCAGAGACUCAUUGUGUGAGGCCAGGUAAAAAGAAGCAUACAUGAUGUAUGCUGAUCAGCAUGGGGUCAAUGUUUGGUUUAAAAUUGAGCACGUUUUACAAGUGAACAAGCCAUUUAAAAGAAUAGCAAUUUGACUUUUUUGUAUCAAUAAGAAGUUGCAUAAUGUAAGUGAUAGGUUUUACUGUCAUUCAACAUCUCUGUGCACAGGUCUUAUCAGUGUCCUUAAGUAAUUGGCCCUAGCCUGGUGGUUCAUUUGGUUGGAACAUUGUCCAUACACCAAACCGGUUGCCAGUUCGAUUGCCAGUUCGAUUGCCAGUUAGGGCACAUAGCUAUGUUGCAGUUUGAUCCCGGUUGGGGCAUGUACAGGAAGGCAACUGAUGUUUCUCUCUCUCUCUGUCUCAAUGCCUGCCUCUCUGUCUCUGCCUCUCUCUUCUCCCUUCAUCUCUCCCUCCCCUCCCUCCUUUUCUUCUUUAAAAAUCAGUAAAAACAUAUCCUUGGGUGAGGAUUAAAAGAAAAAAGUAAGAAAAUAAUUGUAUACUAGUUGGCUCUGCAAGUUAUGUGUUUCAUUAAUUUGCCAUUGCAAAUAAAAUGAUUUAAUGUUUUCUGACAAAAAUAAAAAAAAUCCUAAAAGUUACCUUUUGCUGUAUUUUUAAAUAUAAACAUUUAUGAUUUAACUUGUUUUAAAGUCUGAAAAUAUCCCCCUUUUGUCAAUUUUCAUUGAAAGCAACAAUGAAGUGUUUUUUUGUGAGACUGUUUUGACUUUAGAAAAUUAGCAAAAUAGGAAUUAAGAUCUUUAUUCUGUUGCCAAAAUUGCUCAUAAAGCUAUCAAUAGGGAAAAUUGCUUGUUAGGGCUUGGGACUUUUUAACUUGUGGAACAAACUAUGAGACAUGUAUUAAGAGGCAAACUAUAUUAAGAUGAAAGCUAUACUAUCAUUGAGACUGGGUUUCAUGUAUUUAUAAAUGCUCCUUUAGUAUAAAUUCUAAAAUAACUUUACUUUUUAUUCACUUUAAUAGAAUCUGACAUGAAUUAAUGUUUUUCUCCAAAUAUGGUUUAUUGCAAAAGAUUAUUUCACUGCAUUUAUCACUAAAAUUCCACUACUUACAAUAAUUUUUCUUUUAAAAAAUUAAAUUUACCUUGUGUAUUUAGCUCUGUCAUAAAAGUUUUUCUAUUAAAAACAUAAAAUUUUUUUAUA